Molecule: messenger RNA, 2151 nt
Organism: Plasmodium malariae
Lineage: Eukaryota; Apicomplexa; Aconoidasida; Haemosporida; Plasmodiidae
Gene: EIF3B
Product: eukaryotic translation initiation factor 3 subunit B, putative
Exons: 1
Coding region: 1-2151 (716 amino acids)
Biological process (GO): translational initiation
Cellular component (GO): eukaryotic translation initiation factor 3 complex
Molecular function (GO): translation initiation factor activity; RNA binding; translation initiation factor binding
Source: RefSeq, a predicted model, not a curated record
AUGGUGAAGGUGACAAAGGAGGAGCUGAGCGAUAAGGGGCUGGAGGAAUUCCUUUCUGACGAUAGUGAUGAGGGGAAUGAAGCAAUGUUAAAUAAAAAAUAUGCAGAAAAAGAAGCUUUAAUAACGUUAGAAACCAGAUUUCCUCAAAUCAUUACAAUAUUAGGUAUACCAAAAGUUGAGGAGGAAAAGCAUAGUAGGUUAGCGGAAGUUUUAAAGAAAUUAUUUAUUCGACACUUAAGUGCAAAGAUUAGUGAUUCGUCUCUUAUGAAUAUAAAAAUAUAUAUGCCAACAGAUGAAGAGAAGAAAACAAAAGGGAUUUGUUUCGUAUCAUUUAAUGAUAGUUUUCAAGCAAAUGAAGCAGUAAAGAUAUUAAAUAAAUUAAAGCUGGAUGCAAAACAUGUAUUAACAGCAUCUAAAAUGGAUGAUAUAGAGAAUAUUAUAAAUCGAGAUGAACAUGUAAUGCCCAUUAAUGUAGUUGGAUUUACAAGAGAAAAGAUAAGAUGGUGGUUAUAUGAUGAAAAAUGUAGAGAGCAGUUUAUUGUUAGAUAUGAUAGUCAUUUUGAAGUACAUUGGUUUGAUCCAUUAGAAAAAGAACCGCAGUUAAUAUAUACCACUUUUAAGAAAAAUGCACCAUUUUCAAGUGUCCAAUGGAGUAACCAAGGAUCGUACUUAGUGAGUUUCCAUAACCCAGGUAUAGCACUAUGGGGUGGUGAUAAUUUUGAAAAAUUAAUUAGAUUACAACAUAAAAGUGUAAAAGAAAUUAGUUUUUCGCCAAAUGAAAAUUAUGUAUUAACAUGGGAUGGUACUCCUGCUUCUUUACGAAAUGAAAAAUCUAUAUGUAUAUGGAGGGUAAUAACAGGAAAAUUACUUCGUUCCUUUAUAACACCAGAAUAUAGUCCAAGAGAAAAAAAUUUUCCAUACUUUUUAUGGAGUCCAGAUGAUAAAUAUAUUGCUUGUGUAGGUAAACAAAAAGAAGUAUACGUAUAUGAAUUACCAUCUAUGUUAUUAUUAGAAGAUCAAGAAAAAAAAAGAAUUCCUUUAAAAUAUUCUAUGGUAAAAGAAUUUGAUUGGUCACCAGUAGAUAAUAUUAUUUCUAUUUGGAUGCCUGGCACAACAAGUAUACCAGGUACUUUAACUUUUGUAGAAAUACCAUCAAGAAAAGAAUUAGUGUCUAGAAAAAUUUAUGAUGUUAGUCAGGCAUCUAUCCAUUGGCAAAGUAAAGGAGAUUACUUAUGUCUUAAAACAACCAUUGAAAAAAAAAUUAGUAAAAAAAAUAAAAAAGAAUUUACACAAUUAGAAAUUUUCCGCUUAAGAGAAAAAAAUAUACCUGUUGAUAAUAUUCAAAUUGAAGGAGUUAAGACUAAACAAUUUCAUUGGGAAGAGUCAAAUAGUAACAGAUUUGCUCUAAUUGUUCGAGAUGAAAAUACAAGUAAACAACAAAUCAGAUUUUAUAAAAUUUCAAAUAAAGGAACUGCUAGAAAUGCUAAAUGGACAAGUACAUUCGAUAUUAAUAGUCAAAUGAACUUUAUGCGUUGGUCACCUCAAGGUGCAUAUUUUAUUCUAGCUUCCCUAGCAUCGGAAGGGAUGUUAUAUUUCUGUGUUUUGAAUACAAAUGAUGAAGUAGAAGUAAUACAUAAGGAUGAACACUUGUUAGUCAGUUCAUUAGCAUGGAGUAAUUGUGGUAGAUAUUUGGUUACCUCCGUGUCUAAUGCUGCUAAUGCUUCGAGCUCAAACUAUAGAGAGGAAAAUAGUGAAGCAGGUUUUUUUAUUUGGACAUUUCAAGGCAGAUGUCUUAUGACUAUUAAAAAGCCAUCUUUUUAUCAAUUCCUUUUUAGACCUCACCCAAAGUCACUCUUUAGUGAUAAACUUAAAUUAGAUAUUAAGAAUAAUUUAAAGGAUUACUCCAAAAAAUUCGACGUUAUUGAUGAAAAAAUUAGAAUUGCUAAAAGGAAUGAACUACUACUUGAAAGGAAAAAUGUUGAGGAUUCAUUUAAUGAGAAAUUGGACAAAAUUACUAAACUUUUUCAGUCCUUUAAGGAAUAUGAGCAGUUUAAGAAAAACUGGGAAAUAUUUGAAAGCCAGUUUGAGUGGGAGGAGAAAACUGUCGUCAUCGAGCACGUCCUUUCCGUCAAGCAGGAGAUAUUUGCCUAG